This is a messenger RNA of Desarmillaria tabescens, 1344 nucleotides long. Its product is annotated as alcohol acetyltransferase-domain-containing protein. The record is from RefSeq and is a predicted model, not a curated record. The transcript is spliced from 2 exons. Gene Ontology annotation, molecular function: N-acetyltransferase activity. NCBI's taxonomy places the organism in Eukaryota, Fungi, Basidiomycota, Agaricomycetes, Agaricales, Physalacriaceae. Bases 1 to 1344 code for a protein of 447 amino acids.
AUGACCAUCGACGUUGAGAGGCGCAUUCGUAAUGCAGGUGCAUUCGAGCAAUACCAUAUCACCCGGGCAACCUUGCAGCUAGAUUCAUGCGUCAUUUCUGCAGCCCAGUACAGUCAUGCUGGAGGCGUUUCGCUGUCUAAGCAGGUGCUGUUUCCAGCGCUACGCCUACUUGUCCAGACGCAUGGUGCUCUGGGAGUUCAUAUUGUGGAUCGAGAUGCUAUUCAGCCAGUAUUUUCUCGGCUACGCAGCGUCAACCUCGUUGAAGUUGUGGAAUAUGUACAUGGUACUACCAUUGACGAGGUAUUGGAGGCCCAGUUCUUGAAGCCAUUCGAUACGACAUCCGAAACGCCACUCUGGCGUUUGGUAAUUCUGGAGGAGAAGAUUGUGGUGUUGGCUUGGCACCAUUGCAUCGGUGAUGGUUUAAGCGGGGUUGCGUUCCACCGAACCCUUCUCAAAUCCCUUCAGCAGACCCAGCCUCAGGACAUUGACAGCGUCGUCGAAGUUCCCCUCACUGCCAAGUUCUCACCCAGCAUCGAAAGCGUCGUGAACGUUUCCCCUCCACUCUCAAAUAUUAUUCGGGAAAUACUCAAUCUUCUAUUACCAACGUCUUGGACCCCACGUGCUACUGCUUGGACCGGGAAUCCUGUUGGACAUACUCCCCACACCGCCACUCGCGUUAGAAUCAUGCAGUUCUCCGCUUUAGAUGUGGCACGUUUCCACGAGGAGUGUCGCUCUCACAAGGCUACUGUCACCUCUACCUUAUAUGCCCUUGCCAUCUCAGUACUUUCCCAAACCAUCCGAGACAUGGAGCCUUCUGCAAAAUACAAAACGAUAGCGGCGUCCAUCCCCAUUUCACUGCGUAGCCUAUCGGGUACUUCCGAAGAGGAUAUGUGCGAGCAUGUGUCGACCCAUCACACUUAUCCCGCAUUCCAGCCUGAAUUUUCAUGGCGUUUGGCCUCUACAUAUGCUUCUACUCUUCAUGAACAGAAGACCGCGUCACCACCUGCCAGUCGGCAUGCUGAAAUAUCUGUUCGGUCGCUUUGUACCUUACUUUCACCGGGAAGUUUGAUGCUAAGAGAGAACAAGGGCUGGAAGUUUCCAACGUCGGGCGAAUCGUCACGCGUGGUGAAUAAUGCGUGGUCUAUCGACGACAUGUGGUUCGCCCAGUGCGAUUCGUACGUUGGGUCUGCUCUCAAACUUAACGUAGUGGGACCUCCGUCUGGAAGCCUGACUAUCAUUGUUACCGGAGGACGAGAUGCUACAGAAGAUACUUUCGUCGAUGCUUUUGUUUCUUUGUUUGAAGCGCGAUUCGCAAAUAUUGUGAAAUCUGAGGCAGAAGUAUGA